AAAUUGCGUAAUACCGUAAAUGCGCUACGUGUAUCACGUGUCAAGAGGACGUAGUUAGGUCCGUUCUAUCCCUUGGGAACUAGCCACUACCCAUCUAUAAGACUGGUUUAUAUAGUACACUUUUAUGUUUACAUUUUUGUUUAGAUAACUAGAGGCAAGCAAACAAGGAAGUUUGAUAGCAUUAUAAAUGCAACGCUUUGGUAAAAUAUGAUAUUAAUGCAGUUCAUCAAAGUAAUGGCAACCAGACUGUGAAUGCUCCAACGCAGCUGCCUGCCAUAGUAAAACAUAGGACAUAUUUAACUGGAUUAUGCCAAAGAAUGUAUAACACAGUAAUAUAUUUAAAGGGAAGAAUCCUUAAUGAAUGACCGUUGCCUCAUGCUUCUCUGAGUGGUCAAGUGCACAUUCCCUGAAUGAAGAAUGCCAGAGUCGCAAGAUGCCAAGGAUCAAAACACUGAUGACCAUUUAUCAUUGGCCAUCUUGCUUCAAUGCAGUCACUACUCUGCUGCCUGAAGAAGCCUGGUUGAAGAGAAGAAAAGACAGACUGAGAAGAGUUUGACUUCAAAGAGAGUGGAGGAAUUAGUGGAGCAAGUGGGAGAAAGAGAGAGAGAAGAGCAGUGGAGAAGUGAAUGUGAAGCGAGCGGUUUAACACCUGUUACUUAGGAAGAAGAAUGUAUAAGUCUGGUUACUUAAAAAAGGGUCUUGAGAGCUGAGGGUAGAAGACGACUGUAGGUGGGUGGGACUCUAGUUAAUCAAGAACGUACAGUGUAACCAUUUUAUAUAUUAAAAUGGUAUCUGGUUCUGAUUCAGUAACUGCUGAUACAUUAAUUUUAAUAGUGUCUAGUAGUAAUGUGUUAUAAAGCUUGAUGGUAGAAAGCUGUAGUAUUUAGAAGUUUAAGAAAUAAGUUUAAUUGAAAUGGAGGAACCAGAGCUUUGACAAUUGAUAUGCAUUGAUGGCUGAAAAAGUAUACAGAAAUGCUAACAGAAAUCAGAUUAUGAUUGCUGAAUGAUGCAAAAAAGAGGCUUCUUAAAUGUUUUAAUAGCCGGAAGCUGGCUAAAUGAAGAUAGGUUACUCUAAUUUGGUUUAAUUUAAAAUUAAAAAGUGUGAUUUACAGGAUUUUUAUUGGUCAGUUCUUAUUAAUGCAACUUGCUAUAAAUAGGCUCUUUAGGAAAGUUUUGUACAAAAAACUUAAACUUUUUAGAAGCAAAUAUGAAGGGCACAAUGUCAUCUUCUUUGCAAUAAGGCUUCAUUUUGUAAACCGAUCUUAGUUUUGUAAUGUAAAAGACCAAACAGAAUUGAGCAAUUAGUAUGAUUUCAUGCUGUAAUUUUAGACAUUGGAAUCAAAUGCAAAGUUUUUCUCAGUAGUGCCUGGAAAUAACACUGCAUUAUUGUAAGGACAUAUAUUUGUUUCUCAGUUUCAAAAACACUGCCUGUUUAAAAAUGGAAGCUCAGGUGGUUCAUGAGGAAGAGAAAAAAAAUUAUGAAGAGGAAGCAGUAAAUGUAGAAUGUCCUAAUCUUGAAAGCUCAGAGGUUGUUGAUCGUAGUAAACCUGCUGGCUUGAAGCAAGGCAGUGAAGGGGGGCAUGAUAAUAUUGUCUUAGGAGAAAAUGUUUUAGAGAAUGAGGCAGGUCCCCUGAUGUCUGAAUCAGAUAAAGCUAUUACUUUAACUAACAAAGACAAUGGGAUUAUUGAAGGGGAAACCAGAGAAAGGCCUCUGAUUGAACAAGAUCAAAAUCUUGAAAAGAAGGCAGAGGCAAAGUCUGUGGAAAUACUUCAAAAUAUUUGUGAGGCUGAAUCAUCAUUGUCCAUCUCCAUUGAUGGAACCAAAGGGAUUGAAUUGGACAAAUCAGAACACCUGUUUGCAAAGAAUGUGAAUAGUAAAGAUCCGCCAGUUGAGGUAAUGAGCAGCCAGGAUCAGAGCAGUGAUAAUUGCCCAGAGUCCUCUGACUAUGAUGCAUGUGAACCAUCUGGAUCAUCUGACACUGGAGGAGCAUGUUCUGUCAGUACUCUUUCAAAGUUACCAGUUGGUGAUCCAUUGACCACUUACUACUAUGUGAAGUGGAUUAACUGGAAGGGUGAGCGGACUCCAGUUAUCAUGCAAAGUGAGAACGGGCCCUGUCCUCUCUUGGCAAUUAUGAAUAUACUCUUCUUACGGUGGAAGGUUAAGUUACCUCCUCAAACGGAACUCAUAACCACGGAAGAGUUAAUGGCUCAUCUUGGAGAAUGUAUCUUAUCCAUUAAGCCAAGAGAGAACCAAGAAGGAGUUCAGCUUAACUUUCAGCAGAAUAUGAGUGAUGCAAUGGCAGUACUCCCCAAGCUUUCUACAGGGCUGGAUGUGAAUGUCCGUUUUACAGGCGUUUCCCACUUUGAAUAUACUCCAGAAUGCAUCAUGUUUGACCUUCUGGAUAUCCCUCUUUAUCACGGAUGGUUGGUAGACCCACAGAGCCCUGAAGUAGUGCAAGCAGUUGGAAAAUUGAGUUAUAACCAGUUGGUGGAGAAAGUGAUCACAUGCAAGCACUCCAGUGACAAUAGCAUUGUCACAGAAGGUCUAAUUGCAGAACAGUUCUUGGAGUCUACAGCUUCACAGUUGACAUACCAUGGACUUUGUGAGCUGACAUCAACAGCCAAGGAAGGAGAGCUGUCUGCCUUUUUCAGAAACAAUCAUUUUAGCACUAUGGUAAAAAACAAGGGUCAUCUCUAUUUACUAGUCACUGAUCAGGGGUUUCUGCAUGCAGAGAAGGUGGUCUGGGAAAGUCUACAUAAUGUGGAUGGAGAUAGCUGCUUCUGUGACGCAGAAUUCCACCUCAGCCAUACACUGGAGAAAGAAGUUGAUCCAUGUGGCAGUGAACUUCAGCGACAAAUUGAUCAGGAUUACAUGGUUGCCCUGUCCUUACAGCAACAAGGUGGUCCAUCCACAGUGAAUGACUUGGAAUUGGCUAGGCAGUUGCAACAGGAAGAAUAUCAGCAGCAGCAGCAGCAACAGCAGCAGCCGCAGCAGCACCAACAGGUGAGACAGCAAGUAGUGGGACGUCAGAGUGGAGAAACCAGGCAGCGCCAGAAACAAGAUUCUGAGUGUUGCAUCCUGUAACUGCUUUUUAGCUGCAUUGCCUGUUUCAGCUACACAUCCAUAAGGAUACAUAUUAUAAAAGAGCACUGUAGAGAGGUUACUUGCUUUUUUCCCCAAAACAAGUGAUGCAUUAGGUUCCUAUAUGUUGUAGCCUCUAAAGCAGCUGUAUGCUGUAUAUUUAUACUUGUCUUUUUGCUUUACUCACUCAGGAAAAGAAGCCUUGAAAUCAUUAUUACAGCAGAACGCACAGUGUUAUUUCAUAUUGUGGGAGAGUUGUAUGUAUUCAUAUUAGGGUAGAUUUAUUUUAUAAGGAGCACUGUGAAGAUACUGCUACUGAAUCUAUGGCAGGGUUAGUUCUUCUCCCAUUGCCAAUUAGCACCUUGGCAUCCAUUCAGGAUGGAGCUAUUUUUGUCAUCUGCUUUAUGAAUUAAGUACAUCGUUGAUGAGAUGCUCAGCCCCUCGCACCACCACUGUCAAAGACAAAGUUUUGUUCAUAUCUUCUGGUAUUAUUUGGGUGUUUAGAAAAAGACUUACUUCUUAACACAGUGGUAACGAGUGUUCCCUGCAUACUUACAUACAGUGACAAUUUUCUUGUACUUGUACAAAUAAAAAAAUUGAUUACA
This is a messenger RNA of Protopterus annectens (West African lungfish), 3687 nucleotides long. It is a transcript of the gene MINDY1, whose product is annotated as MINDY lysine 48 deubiquitinase 1. Gene Ontology annotation, molecular function: cysteine-type carboxypeptidase activity; K48-linked deubiquitinase activity; cysteine-type deubiquitinase activity. Gene Ontology annotation, cellular component: cytosol; cell periphery. Bases 1439 to 3085 code for a protein of 548 amino acids. The transcript is spliced from 11 exons. Lineage: Eukaryota; Metazoa; Chordata; Ceratodontiformes; Protopteridae. Gene Ontology annotation, biological process: protein K48-linked deubiquitination. The record is from RefSeq and is a predicted model, not a curated record.